UCAAUUUUUUUUCUAUAUUCUCUUCUUUGCUCAUCAUCAUGCUUCAUUUACGGUUGUUUCGCCUUUGCUCUAUUCACGCCAGAUCUAACCAAGCUCCCAUUCUGCAAGAAACCUACAAGGGGUAUAAAGCGACUGGCUUUCGCUCAUUAUCUACAGAUUCAGUGAAAAUGGAUUCAAAACAGAUUCUGGAAAACGAAAGUCCCGUUUCAUACCAGAACGUCAUCGUGAUGAGGCACGGCGACCGCAUGGAUAACUUCGAGCCCUUGUGGGCAUCCACGGCGGCGCGGCCGUGGGAUCCGCCCCUGGCCCAAGCGGGUCGGAUUCGGGCUUUCCAAACGGGUCGAAGGCUGCGACAGAGUCUCGGGUUCCCGAUCCAUAGGGUCUUUGUGUCCCCCUUCCUCCGCUGCGUUCAGACCGCCGCCGGAGUCGUCGUCGCUCUCUCCGCCAUCGACGACGGUCCCGGCACUGCCACUGGCGACGGCGUUCCAAUCGACGCUUCAAAAGUCAAGGUCUCUGUUGAGUAUGGAUUAUGUGAAAUGAUGAACAGGGAAGCUAUCCGUCUCGAUGUUGCCCCUAAAGAUGGAAAUUGGGGUUUUGAUAUAUCAGAGCGUGAAGCCAUGCUCCCAGCUGGGACAGUGGAUAAUAACGUAGCAAGGGUAUAUAAAGAGUUGCCACUGUGGGAAGAGCCAGUUUUGCAAACAAGGGCUAGAUAUCAGCAAAUAAUUAAGGACCUUGCAGAUAAAUAUCCUAAUGAGAACUUGCUGCUUGUUACACAUGGGGAAGGAGUUGGGGUGGCUCUUUCUUCAUUCAAAAAGAAUGCUGCGGUAAAUGAAGUGCAGUACUGUGCAUAUGUUGAACUUAGACGUCCUAUUGUCAAGAAAGAGGACUCAGUUACUGCUGGAGAGUUCGAUGUACUCACUCAAAGUGGUCAAACUGGUGUAAUCUAUUUCCUCCCACGUCCUUUGAGCAAUGACAUUAAUCAAACUUCAUCAUGACCAAGCAGCAUAUACAAAGGUAUCAGAGAGUGACGAGAACUAGAGAGGAAUUGUGGAGUGAAAGAUCAGAAUGAUGUGUAAUGAAUUGAACUGAAUUGUUUAAAAUUGAGUGCAGCAUAUAUAUACACUGUGAUCUGUUACAAUUACUAAUCACAUAACAAAUAGCUAAUAAUAUGGGCUAACUGAAGUGUAUCUAAGUGGAGGAAUUCAUGAACUCAAUACUUUUAAGAUUUUAGAUU
Messenger RNA from Gastrolobium bilobum, 1234 nucleotides. RefSeq lists its product as uncharacterized. The transcript is spliced from 6 exons. The coding region runs from base 39 to 995 and encodes 318 amino acids. The record is from RefSeq and is a predicted model, not a curated record. Lineage: Eukaryota; Viridiplantae; Streptophyta; Magnoliopsida; Fabales; Fabaceae.